UCUUCUUCAUUAGUCCAUCCCUCACUGACUCACAAAAACACCAAAUUCCGAAACACUCAUGACUUCACUGACCGGUUUUCCGCUACUGCUGCAACAAUUCAAGGCUCUGUUCAACAAGAACCUCCUCCUCGCAUGGCGCAACAAGACCGCCACCUUUCUCCAGCUCCUCUCUCCCUUAUUCUUCAUCUUCCUCAUCUUCUGCUUCCAGAAGGCCUACGACGCUCAGACUCAGUCUUCCACUGCGUACCGGAGCGUCACCGAUCCUCAGCCGCUGGUUUCGCUUCCGAUCCCGCCCUGCGAGGAAAAGUUCUCUAUCAAAACGCCGUGCUAUGAUUUCGUGUGGAGCGGAGAUCAGAGCCCUAGGAUUCAGAGCGUUGUCGAUGCCAUCAUGGCUAAUAAUCCCGGAAGGCCAAUCCCGGCGACAAAGGUUAAAUCGUUUAGAACCCCGGCUGAAGUAGAUGAAUGGCUGUAUAAGAAUCCUUUGUAUUGCGCAGGAGCUUUGCAUUUUGUGGAAAGAAAUGCCACUGUGAUUAGCUAUGGCCUGCAGACUAAUUCUACUUCUGUUGAAAAACAAGGGAAAACUGAGGAUCCCACAUUCAAAUUUCAAAUUCCACUUCAGAUUGCUGCGGAGCGUGAGAUUGCUAGAUUCAAAAUUUAGCUGGGUUGUUGCAUUCAAGGAAUUUGCACACCCUGCAAUGGAGAGGCCUUCUGCAAUGGAUAACAUAGGACCAAGGUUUUUUUUCGCAGCUGCCAUGUUUGGUUUUGUCUUUCAAAUGACUUCUUUGAUCACAGAGAAAGAACUUAAGCUGCGACAGGCAAUGACAAUGAUGGGCCUUUAUGAUAGUGCAUACUGGUUCUCAUGGCUUGCAUGGGAGGGAAUUAUUACACUACUCUCAGCUCUUUUCACAGUACUCUUUGGAAUGAUUAUUAGAUCAUGUAGUUUCUU
Messenger RNA from Rosa rugosa (rugosa rose), 946 nucleotides. Its product is annotated as ABC transporter A family member 11-like. The coding region runs from base 59 to 658 and encodes 199 amino acids. Lineage: Eukaryota; Viridiplantae; Streptophyta; Magnoliopsida; Rosales; Rosaceae. The record is from RefSeq and is a predicted model, not a curated record. The transcript is spliced from 4 exons.